Molecule: messenger RNA, 1497 nt
Organism: Laetiporus sulphureus 93-53
Lineage: Eukaryota; Fungi; Basidiomycota; Agaricomycetes; Polyporales; Laetiporaceae
Exons: 4
Coding region: 1-1497 (498 amino acids)
Source: RefSeq, a predicted model, not a curated record
AUGGAGGGAGCCGAUCGUGCGUACACAUCCACGUUCAGGCAAAGAAUGGACGAUAUUCUUCACACCAAUGUUGAAUCAGCACAUGAUGGCAGCACCCCAUGCACCUCGCAGCACAACUCACCUGAACCUGGACUAGGACCCCAGGAUUCUGCAUCACAAGUCAGAGGACCCACAUCCCCGACACCAUCACUCUUACCUGCCUAUGUUCCUCCCACCUGGGAGUUUGAAGGGCAUCAAUUUGAGCAUCUAGAAGAUGCACUUAGACAGUCCGCUCCCAGUGAAGUCCCGGAUCACAUCUGUGAAUGGGUAAUCAUCGCGAUGAAGCUCAUGGUCAGCACCAAAGUUGCCAAGGUCUACAAUGUGCUCAGCAACAAAAUGUACGAACACAAGAGGGCCUUCGAAUCGUUGAUCCAGAACAACAAGAACGAGCACCAGUUAAAGGAGGCAGUCCUCCAAACGGAAAAUGGGAAGCUCAAGGACAGGAUCAACAUGCAAGAUGCCCACAUAACGGUGCUCAACGAUGAGCUCUCAGGUACACAAGCGGCAAUGUUGAACAUUGGAAAAGAGAUGAUGGAAAUCAAGUCAGCUAACACAAAGCUGCGACAUGAGCUAGCUUCGCUCAAAGCAAGCAGCAUCACUGUGACACAAGGUCAAACAUCUGAGACGGUCCAAUCGCACAAGCCACGCAUCAAAAUUGCUGAGCCUCCACACUACUCGGGGAAAGGAAGUCUGGAAGACUGGCUCCAACAACUCGAUUACCACAGCCUUGCGGAAGGUGGCGCAUUCACAUACAUGUCCGAAUACACGAUCAGGGCAGCGGCACGACAAGCACUUGGCACAUGGGAAGACUUCGUCAACAUUCUCAAAGUAAACUACAGGACCCUCGACCUGGACAAGGAUGUGCAGCAGCAUUUGAAGGAGAUCUGCAGUAAGACAUAUCCCACAAUGGGCACACUGCACUCAUCGGUUACAUUGCUGAACAUCGAAGCAAGGACUCUAGGAAUUGCUGACCCCAUCACAUGGCCGGAAUACCUCAACCUAUGCCUUCAAUUGGAGUCCAAGUUCAGAGCCGACAAGGCAGGACAAUGCGGAACGGUUACAACAACAUCAUCGGCACCACAAGCCCUAAAGGACCCUAACGCAAUGGUUGUGGAUCGAGUAUCCACACUUACCAAGGAGCAAGAAGGAUGGCUGGAAAAGAAGCUGUGCGCACGAUGCGGGAAACACCUCUUCAUUUUUAAACAGCGAUGCCCAGACCCCAAGUACAAGGGCAAAUUUGAAAUGCCAAAGCGGGGUCAAGCAACCAGGGCAAUAUCGACAGCAACAUCAUCCAUCAGCUCCGAUGACAGCAAGGCGAGGAAAAAAGCAGUCCGUGCUUUCAUCGCCAGCUACGAUGCAAAGGGAAAGGACAAGGAGGCAGAACUGGAACCAGCCGUCGAAGCAGCUAGGAUCACGGAGGUAGAAGACGAUGAGGAUUUUCUUCGGCGGGUUCUCUGA